Salvia miltiorrhiza (redroot sage) is the source of this 2683-nucleotide messenger RNA. RefSeq lists its product as uncharacterized. The transcript has 3 exons. Bases 488 to 2683 code for a protein of 731 amino acids. Lineage: Eukaryota; Viridiplantae; Streptophyta; Magnoliopsida; Lamiales; Lamiaceae. The record is from RefSeq and is a predicted model, not a curated record.
CACAUUCUCUCUCAAUAUCUAAUGGUCCCCACAUAUAUCACUUCUCUCUCUCAAUAUGUAAUAAAAAAAAUUAUUAAAAAUGUCCACAUCCCCACAAAAUCUCGGCCACAACACUUCAAAUGAAAAAGUAAGUCAAUUUUCGAAUCUUCUAUCAAAAUCAAUUUUGUCCUAUAUUGUCUUUUUCUCUCUCUUCCUACACGAACCCUAGCCUCCCGUGUAUGCACAGAAUUUUCACGCCUCUCACUCUUUUGCUCAAGAAAAUUUCCAAGUGAAACCGUGUGUGCACACCAUUUCCCUCUCUUGUACAAGCUCAAAUUUCACCCAAUUUGAGAGCAAAAUUUCACCCAAUUUCACGCUUCUCACUAUUUUCUACAAACUACCUACCGUGUGUGUACCGUGUGUGGUUUGAAAAUUGAAACCCCAAAGCCGUGUACUCCAUAAUAGAGCAAAAACAACUUGGUGAAUUAUUCUAUCUUCUCAAUUAACAAUGAGUGAAACUGAAUCCGACUACUCCAGAGAGGAAGAACAGCCUGUAGAACGAGGCCAUCGCCCGAGUACAUCGAGGAGGGAAAAAUACCCGACGCCGAAUCCGCCUCCGAGGCAUGUUUGGUUACGUCCGUGCAUGCAAGGUUAUGCCGGACGAAUCAAUCACUAUGUAAAGGACACGACACUGAAGGAAGUGGAGACCUGUCUGACGCACUACCAGCGUCUUGAACAAUUUAAGGAAGGUCCGUUUGGGCAUUUACUUCAGUUGAAGAGGCAGGAUAGUGCGAAUGCCGCACUGCACCAUCUUCUUGCACGGGAGUUGUAUGACGAAGCAUUCGGUCCGUGGGAGAAGUGGUUCCACGUUGGUGGACACGACAUUCGAUUCGGUGCAGUGAAGUAUUGUCUGGUGACGGGGUUGUGUUUCGGGCCAUCCCCGCAGCGUUUUGAUCCUAAUGUGGAUCACCGUGUUGGGAAGCAGAGUCUAUGGCACCGAGUUUUUAAAGGCAAGAAGAUGGAAGUGAAGGAUCUGCGAAAGCGGUUCGUUAACCGCAGUAUGGGCAAUAUUGCCGAGGAUUAUUUGAGGGUGGGCAAUAUUCUCGUGGCGUAUGAUCUCGUCUUCUGUCGGGAUUAUAAACACGUGCACGAUUGGGUGUGGGCACUGGUAGAGGAAGAUCAGAAAUGGUCCGACUUCCCGUGGGGCUCUUACUCAUUCCAGAUUUUGUGUCACGGGAUGAGUGUGUUGAAGAAGCAUCCCAACGAGAUUACCGGUAAUAGGAAGACGUACCACUUCUAUGGGCCCAUAUGGGCAUUACAGAUUUGGUCGUACGAGGCCAUUCCGAGGUUGGGCCGCGCGUGUGGGAUGCGUGACACGAGGUUGCAGAUGCCACGAUUGGUGAACUGGACGACUUGGAAGUCGGCUUCUGACUUCACCCACUUUUUUGAUGCUCAUGAGGCCGAGUGUCUCCGGACACUCGAACCGGUCGAGGAGGAGAAUGAUUCAUGGUAUUUGCAGACCCUGAGGCAUCCAGAGCCUUUUUCUGUACGAUACCAUCCUGGAGGGAAAUAUGCCGGCUUGACAGAGCCAGUUGUACCGGAGCCGCCUCCUCCUGUUAGGCCUCCCCCUGUGCAGAGGAGUAUCUCACGAGCAGAGAGGACUCGUGAGAAGCAGCCUGUCCCUGUCCCGAGGAGUAGCUCACGAGCAGAGAGGGCUCGUGAGAAGCAGCCUGUCCCUGUCCAUGUCGAGCGACAUAGGCAGACGUAUGAGGAGCCGGCUGGCAGCCCGUCGAAGCGGCGCAGGUCAGAGGAGUUUGAUGAUCGCGAGCCUCAGGCAGACCGAGAUGAGGAUUAUUGGAGGCGACGCGAUGAUGACCUGAUUGCCCGUAUCACACAGGAGCAAAUCCGGACUGUGGUCCCAGAGAUGCGGCGCGAGAUACGGCGCGAGCUUGUAGACGACGACUCUGAGCAUGGACUGGUCGCCAAAAUUACGAAGAAGGUCAUAGCCGCUGUGAAGGACAUCUUUGGGAGACGUUCUUCUUCGAGGAGGCAUAGAUCAUCAUCCAGCCAUGCCAGUCGUCAUAGACAUGGGAGUGAGGAGUACAACCAGCCGAUACCCAGUCGUAGACGGUCUACAUCUCACAUUCCUAGUCCUAGGCGAUCAGAGCGUGAGGAUCCGCAUCAUGUUAGCCAUAGGCACUCAGUUGGAGACAUGGAUCCGCCUCGUGGCAGUCAGAGACGCUCAGAGCGUGGAGAGGAUCCACCCCCUGCGAGUCAGCGGCGAUCUGCCUCACGUCACAGUGAGAGGGAGGCAUCUAUGAGGCGAUCAGCCUCACAUCAUGGUGAGAGGCAGACAUCUUUGAGGCGAUCCGCCUCACGUCACAGUGAUCGCCCAGGGCCAUCGGCUGGGUACCAUAGUCCAGAGACCCCUGCGCCUAAGGCGGGGGAUGUAAGUGAUGAUCUGAAUGUUUCCUGGACGUCGUCAGAGGAGGAGGCGGGUGCUAGAGAGAGGCCUCAAUUGGUUAUUGACCCGGCCUUGCCGUAUGGUAAGGCCCUGGUGAAGGCGAAGAAGCGGGGCUUCAAGGCGUUUAUGAGAUCGCCGCCGGGUACUUAUGUGCAAGUGAUCGAGACGGGUUGGGUGAUAUCCCAGGAUCUAUUCCACAAGAUUCUGAAUCCUCGUGAGGAGUUGGACGGGGAGGUAUAA